CAUUACCGUCAAAUUUAUUGUGCAAAAGAGCGCAAUCCCAAGAAAAAAUUGUGCACUCGAGAUUGCCAAAACCUGUCUGGAUUAUACUAGGCCUACCUCACUUUAAACGUAUUAGAAUGUCAACGACAGAUCUCAACAAACUUGACACUCUUUUUUGAUGAUAAACGUUUAAAACGUGUGCUGGUUGUCUUAUGUGUUUGUGGGCCUAUUUGUAAUAGUGAAGGUCUUCAUAUGUCGAUUGGAACAUCAUUCGCGAAUGUUACUUUCCCCUGUUCACUAUAGCAUAGGUCACUGACUAGUGUCACCAACCGCAAGACUCCAAAAUACCUGCAGACCGGUGGCGAUUUUUAUUUAUUGUAAAAAUGAACCUUAUUGGGAGCUACCAGCAUCAUCAUCUGAUGCACGAGACGUUUCCAUUCGUCCAAAGGUGUCAUCAAGAUUAUCCCUACUUCCAAAACUGGGUGGUGAACCAUGGCGAAGUCAACUCUGACUUCCAGAUCCAGAUGCCUUACUCCACGGAGUUCGGGGCCCCGGGUCCGGCGCAAGAAAGCCAGCUGGACGCUCUCUCCGCGUGCAUGGGGAAGAGGAGAGCAUCAGGGCCGAAGAAGGAGCGGAAAAGGACGGAGAGCAUCAACACCGCGUUCACCGAACUGAGAGAAUGUAUACCAAAUGUACCGGUAGAUACGAAACUGUCCAAAAUUAAAACGUUACGACUAGCAACAAGUUACAUUUCCUACCUAAUGGACGUGCUGGCUAAAGACACUGGGGAGACGGAGGGAUUCAAGGCCGAAAUCAAGAAAUAUGAUAGAGAUUUGAAACGGAAACGGGAAACGAACGAUGGCCUGCAAGAGUCAUUAGGAAACGAGAAAAAGUUCAAAGGACGGACAGGUUGGCCUCAGCAAGUCUGGGCUUUGGAACUGAACCAGUGAAUGUUUUGACCUCUGAACAUGCAACCCACUCAAAGACUCCGUAUUCAAGCACGUCGCUGCAAGGAAUACAACCACUUAUACUAAUCUACUGUAUAUACGUGCAAUGUUUAAAUUCAAACAAGGUGGACUUGGUAAAAUGCAAUAUUAUGCAAAUAUUUCAACAACUGCCUGUUAAACGUUUCUUUGUCAUUUUGUCGUCUGAGAGAACUUAAAUGAAAGUUGUAUAGCUUAGAAUAAAUAUUUUGGUUGUGGAUAGGCCACAACGACGAACGGAGAGACUGGGAUAUUUGAGGUGUUUCUUUAUGCCUCACGGUUAUGGGGCAAUGGUGUUCAGCAUUAUUUUUCCCGCUUUGCAUUGGUCUUGUUGUAGUAGUCGACUUACUGUCGUGCUUUGUCUUGUAAAGAAUUAUGUUUGAAUCUACCUCAAAUUAAUGUAACCGUUCGUUUGAAAUAGAAAACUAAUACAUUCAGCAAUAACCUAUCUGUUAAAAAACAAUGGAAUGCACAGGUUUAUAUUACUUCGAAAUGAUACCGGUAAAGACCAACUAUUGGACUAUUGGUAUUUGGUUUUGAUAGUUUUCUUCUUAUGAAUUCAAUGUGAAAUUAGGAAAUUAUAUUCAUAAUGACUUAAUUUAUCACACAAUCUUUAAAACGGCAAUGAAAUCAGUCAGUUGUUCAACACAAUGAUUAGGUAGGCUAUACACAUCUUGAUAUACAUAGCUCUAGGCAAUUAUUAAUUUGCUUUAUGAGGACACAUUCUUAUUUUAUUUAUUAAAACUUUUGUUUUAUGGUGAUGUAGGCUUACUAUAUAAUUUAAGGGUUUGAGGUGCAGUAGUAUAAAAUAUGAAAAUACAUGCUCAAGUGUGCUGUGUCCGGAGGACAAUUAACAGUGGUAGGACUAAGGUUCGAUCUCUAUUUUUGUCCAAAUUGAGUUAUAGACAUAGAACAUGGAACAGAACAAGGCUAACUUAUAGUCUACUCCAAAUACCCCAAUUCACGUGGUUAAGUUCAAAAGAGUACAAGAUGAAAAUUUGCUGACAUCAUUUAUACCAAUGAGUGUUCGGGAACUUUUAAAGCCAACUAUUUCAGAAUCAUAUUUUUUUAAAGAUAGAACCUUAUCGUCCCAAGCUCUCGAUAUUUCUAGCCAUAAUGCCAUUUGUGAUUUUAUAGGCUAUUUUCUUUCAGGGUACCCGCAUGGUUCGAUGGUGUGAGCUAAAACAUUUGAUUGGCUCUACACGAUAUUUACCAAAUUGAGAAAUUAAUUAAUGAUCAGUAUGUCUACAGCAAUCAAAUGAUAUUAUCCAAAUGUAGACGAAACAAAUAUUUUUCAAUUUACGGUUGUAUUCCUUUCUGGGGCUGGGACAGAUGCAGGCUAUUUCGCCUGAACUAAGACAGCGGUCUUUCGAUUGAACAGCCCACAAGAAAGUAGUCCCAUCAAUCAAACGAUCAAUCAAUAUCCUAUGGGAUAUAAUAAUCGAAUUAAGAGAUGUAGGCUAUUAUUUCAAUGGUAAACAUAGUGUAUAUAGCCUAUGAACAAAGAUUUGCUUAUAGGUCAGAAUAAUAUUGGUUUGGAAUAGGCUAUUUGCAGAAGCCUAAUCAUACAUGACAACACGUUUCACAUCAGAGAGGAAAAACAAUCAAAUUGACCAGAAUAAAUCAUUAUUAGGCUAAAUAAAGAGGGAGAGCCACAACCUAAAUCCUUAUAUUGUAUGACUUAUAACCUGUGGUCUAACUUAGUUCUCCACAAGAAAGGGGUUCCUCGAGCAACGGUGUGCAUCUGUGCGAGUUCAAGUUCAUUGCUCAUCAACCAAUCAUGCUCAGGCAAUAUUUAUUUGAAAAACAAACGUGCCAUUCUCCAACCUACAUGCCCAACAUCAACGAUAUAAAUUCGCCUAUGCGGAAACUCACUGAAAAGGUGUUGUAGGCUAUGACAGUUAUUAGUAGCAUGCAGGAAACCUUGUAUUCCACAGCCUGUGUCGUGAAAUGAAAAAUUACCAGCCUGAGCAAUGUUCCUAUUUCCUGAUAUUGGCGCCGCAAUUUUGGACAUAGCCCUACUCGUGCAUUGGACUAAAUUAUUGCAGGGAGAAAGGGCUAGGCAGGCUAAGACAUGAUUAAUUGUCCUUACAAAGUCAUAUAUAUAUAUAUAUUUCUCUUGUUUUGGUAUGUUUGUUUUAUUGCUGUUAUUGGUCUGUUUAAUUGUGUCGUAAUGCUUAAUCUAGUUCUGAUCACAUACGCUGUGCAGUUUUAUAUUUUUAUAUAAGGUCUACGUGUUUUUAGAAACAUAAAAUAGACAGUAUCAUAAAAGUAUAGAGGUUUAAGUCCUGUGACCUGCAUAGAGCGGUAGGUAGGUAGGCAGGUCUAGUCUCGUUUCUGCUCGACCACUGGGACCCCAACAGGAUGCCGCUAGACACCUGGUGGUGGAUCUAGUAACACAGAGCAGCCUGGCCUCCAGGCAAUUCAUAUGAUUUGGGGCAUUUAAAAAAAAUAUAUCCCUCCAUUUAGUACAACUACUUAAGUCUCCCAGCUACUCCAUCUAUGGUUGAAAAAGCA
Messenger RNA from Oncorhynchus kisutch (coho salmon), 3479 nucleotides. Its product is annotated as heart- and neural crest derivatives-expressed protein 1-like. Gene Ontology annotation, molecular function: protein dimerization activity; DNA-binding transcription factor activity, RNA polymerase II-specific; RNA polymerase II transcription regulatory region sequence-specific DNA binding. Gene Ontology annotation, biological process: regulation of transcription by RNA polymerase II; heart development. The record is from RefSeq and is a predicted model, not a curated record. Bases 363 to 929 code for a protein of 188 amino acids. The transcript is spliced from 2 exons. NCBI's taxonomy places the organism in Eukaryota, Metazoa, Chordata, Actinopteri, Salmoniformes, Salmonidae.